AUUCAAACUAAAGCGGAAAUUUCAAUAUGUGAGUUUUUGCAUUAUAGAUCAAUUCUCUUUACUUGGAGUAAAUCGGAAUGUGAUGUUUGUCCAUUUUUAGCACUACAUAAAUCCAUAAUGCCACCUCGUAAACGAACAACUCGAAUAAACAAGCGAGCUAAACCCAAAGCUCCUGAAGGGGAUGAAGGCAAAUCACUGACUGAGCAGGAACGAGAGCGUAAAUUGGAAGUCUUCCUACAGGACUAUGAUGCCAAAGUUGAGACCUCUCUUAAGAUCAUGGAAGAUAAAAUCAAUCAGCUUUGCAAGUCAGUAACUGUCCGACUGAAGGGAGAAAUCAUUCAGCUGCCUCAGAAAGUACGAGAAAUGACAAUGGAUGAUUUUAUUGCCUCUGGGGGAACAGUUCAGUGUGCUCUGGAAUAUCUGGAGAUGAAGAGCCAGGAGGAGGAUACUGGUGGCUUUGGCAGAGUGUGUCCUAUGUCAAGUCAGCUGGUUAGAACCAUGUGAGUACUAACCUUUUGAGUGAGACCAUCAUGGAGGAGCAGGGUGCCAGCCCAACACCGACCCAGAACUGCAGGAGGAAAGCUACAGGCAGAACGACAGUGAAGAAAAGCAAGUAUUUACAGGAAUCUUCUGUUUACAGACCCUCUGCUGUGAUGAACUCUUCACUAAGGUCAAGAUACAGAACACCUUCACAGCGGAGUAUGGCUACCUCAGGAUGGGAGACACCCCUCAUCACACCCAAGUUUGAUCCCAAACUUCCCUACACACCUGCUGGAGUACGAGAUCCACGCCCCGGGGAACGCCUCCUCUCUAUCACUGGCAGCCCUGUUUCCAAUCCUGCUGACCCUGCUGUUAAACUCACAGGAAAGGUGGGUAGCAUCGCACCCACUUCACCUGAAACUGCCAUCAGAUUUACAGGAAAGGGUCUAUCAUUUCACAUCAAUGACAUCGAUGACUUGGAGAAUGCUGACAUUGAUAUUCCAGAAGAUCAUAUAAAGAAAGUGCUCAGUGUGUUCACCAACAUCAUGAAGAAAGCCAAACAGUGAGGAAGACAGUCAAGCCUUAGAGUUCAACAGUGUCUGGAGCAUGAAAUGGGGAUUGAGCUCAUAACUCAAGUUGAGACGACCACAGGCUAUUCUCAAUAUACAUUGUAUAUUUCAGAACAUGCUCAGUUUGCAAAACAUUUUUUAUGACAAGGAAAAUGUCAGCGAAGACAAGUGUAUAUAGACAAUGAAAUGUGAGGUUUAUUGGACAAUGGCAAUACUGGCAGAGGGAUUUCCUGAAGUGUAUGUACAUUACAAGAAUGGAAUCACAUGGCUCUACUGUCAUAUCGGAGCUCCGCUGACCAUUCAAAGCAAUACAGGUUACAAGUGUCACUUAUAAAUACAAACAAAUGCCAGUUAUGUUGUGAUUAUCAUUCACUGAAAGGCCAAAUCAAACCUGUGCUGUCCAAAUUUCAUUAGAGUAACAUUCAACUGUAAGCAAAUUGGGCCUAUUGUUGUUGGUUUCUGAUAACGAUGUCCAUUUGUCCCUGGACCCUGUUGAAUAGAGUCAUCGUAGUGCUGUGACUGUCUAUGCUUGCUUUGUGGAACAGGAACCUGGAAGUCUGCAACUUGGAGCCAAUGUUACAACCAUUUUGUCAGCUGUAGAAUCAGGCAUCAAGAGUAGCAUUCCUCCUUCCACCGUCCAACACAUAUCACCAUCUGCAUAUGUAUGCUUCAUUUUACAAACUUACAAAAUAAAACUAUUAGUUGCAGUGAUUAGUUUGUUGAGGCAUACAGACACAUACUGUAACCUAUUUAUUAGUUACUAAACACAUAAAAAACUGGUUAUAUAAGUCCUCACUUUGGCUCUAAGAGUAAUCCUCAUAAUCAAUCUGUCCAAGUGUUGCAUUUGCAUUUGUCUGAAGUUUGUGACUCAUUUACUUUUGAGGUUUAUUAAUUUAUGUUUGUUUUGAUGAAAUAUAAUUCUCAAUGUGUUCUACAAGAUGAUAUGGAAUAUUUGUCACUUCCUGAAAUGUGUAGUCCUGUUUAAAACAACAAAAUAUAUACUUCCUCACAACACCUCCAGCUAUACACACGUGUAUGUCCAAAUUGCACUGAUCAAUGUUCAUGAUGUGAAUCACUGAAACGUCUGUACCUCAUUUCAAUUAUUUUCAGACUGCUGUUAUAUAGCUGGCAAACUGCAUGCAGUGUCAAACAAACAUGUGUCCCUGAAACUGGUUGACAGAAAAAACAACAUAUUUAAACGUAUUAUUCUAUUCUACUAGAAACUAAGCACUUGUUCCAUUUAUGUCACAAGUUUAUAAACUGCAUGUUUCAUUCAUGAGUUUGAAGAAAACUAUCUAUAAAGAUACCAGUAUUUAAAUUGAAUUCUGUAAAGUGUGCUCUGCAAACUGAUCAAGUUAACACAUCUAGUGUUAUUACAACUUGACCUGUCAGACUUGCAUGCAGCUAACCCUUGGGAGGUCUGUUUACUAAACAACAGUCCUAGUGCUACUGCCUAUGUAUGGAAUUAACAACAAUUAUAGCACUACGUUUGUUUUGUGAAACAGAGCCUUGGUGACCAACAGUUCUCUUGUAAGUGGGGGAAACAAGAUUACUGUACCAUGCUCUGCAGCAUUCCUGUUAAUGAAGCCACUUUUCUGCAAGAAAUUACCCCAAAUGUACAAAGUAUAGAUACAAACUGUAAUAAAGUGUAUAUCUAAA
This is a messenger RNA of Haliotis rubra (blacklip abalone), 2708 nucleotides long. Its product is annotated as borealin-like. NCBI's taxonomy places the organism in Eukaryota, Metazoa, Mollusca, Gastropoda, Lepetellida, Haliotidae. The transcript is spliced from 10 exons. Gene Ontology annotation, biological process: mitotic sister chromatid segregation. The coding region runs from base 531 to 1046 and encodes 171 amino acids. The record is from RefSeq and is a predicted model, not a curated record. Gene Ontology annotation, cellular component: chromosome, centromeric region; chromosome passenger complex; spindle midzone.